Molecule: messenger RNA, 1883 nt
Organism: Choloepus didactylus (southern two-toed sloth)
Lineage: Eukaryota; Metazoa; Chordata; Mammalia; Pilosa; Megalonychidae
Gene: PDIA3
Product: protein disulfide isomerase family A member 3
Exons: 13
Coding region: 125-1642 (505 amino acids)
Biological process (GO): protein folding; response to endoplasmic reticulum stress
Cellular component (GO): endoplasmic reticulum; cell surface
Molecular function (GO): protein disulfide isomerase activity
Source: RefSeq, a predicted model, not a curated record
CGGCUGCGAAUCCGCCUGGGCCAGUCGCGCGAGCGCAGGCUGAAGGUGCGUGGUCGCCGGCCCGACUGCCGCAGUCCCCGCCGAGCCCCGACCCUCCUGGCCGCCCCCACCUCACCUCGCCGCCAUGCGCCUCCGCCGCCUAGCCCUAUACCCGGCCGUGGCGCUGCUUCUUGCCGCGGCCCGCCUCGCCGCUGCCUCCGACGUGCUGGAACUCACGGACGACGACUUCGAGACUCGCGUCGGCGACACGGGCUCUGCGGGCCUCAUGCUCGUAGAGUUUUUCGCCCCCUGGUGUGGACACUGCAAGAGGCUUGCCCCUGAAUAUGAAGCUGCAGCCACCAGGUUAAAAGGAAUAGUACCAUUAGCAAAGGUUGAUUGUACUGCCAACACAAACACCUGUAAUAAGUAUGGGGUCAGUGGAUAUCCAACUCUGAAGAUAUUUAGAGAUGGUGAAGAAGCAGGUGCUUAUGAUGGGCCUAGGACCGCAGAUGGAAUUGUCAGCCACUUGAAGAAGCAGGCUGGACCAGCUUCAGUUCCUCUCAGGACUGAGGAAGAAUUUGAGAAGUUCAUUAAUGAAAGAGACUCCUCUGUGGUGGGAUUUUUCAAGGAUUUAUUCAGCGAAGCUCACUCUGAGUUCCUAAAAGCAGCCAGCAACAUGAGGGAUAACUACCGAUUUGCACACACCAAUGUGGAAUCUCUGAUAAACAAGUAUAAUGAUAAUGGAGAGGGAAUCAGCUUGUUUCGUCCUUCACAUCUAAGUAACAAGUUUGAGGACCAGAUAGUGGCAUACACAGAACAUAAAAUGACCAGUGGCAAGAUUAAAAAAUUUAUCCAGGAAAAUAUUUUUGGUAUCUGCCCUCACAUGACAGAAGAUAAUAAAGAUGUGAUACAGGGCAAGGACUUACUUGUGGCUUACUAUGAUGUGGACUACGAAAAGAAUACUAAAGGUUCCAACUACUGGAGAAACAGAGUGAUGAUGGUGGCAAAGAAAUUUCUGGAUGCCGGACAUAAACUCAACUUUGCUGUAGCUAGCCGCAAAACCUUUAGCCAUGAACUUUCCGAUUUUGGCUUGGAGAGCACUACUGGAGAGAUUCCUGUUGUUGCCAUCAGAACUGCUAAAGGAGAGAAGUUUGUCAUGCAGGAGGAAUUCUCGCGUGAUGGUAAAGCUCUUGAGAGGUUCUUACAAGAUUACUUUGAUGGCAACCUGAAGAGAUACCUGAAGUCUGAGCCUAUCCCAGAGAGCAAUGAUGGACCUGUGAAGGUAGUAGUAGCAGAGAAUUUUGAUGAAAUAGUGAACAAUGAAAAUAAAGAUGUGCUGAUUGAAUUUUAUGCCCCUUGGUGUGGUCACUGUAAGAAUCUGGAGCCCAAGUAUAAAGAACUGGGAGAGAAGCUCAGCAAAGAUCCAAAUAUUGUCAUAGCCAAGAUGGAUGCCACAGCCAAUGAUGUGCCUUUACCAUAUGAAGUCAGAGGUUUUCCUACUAUCUACUUCUCUCCAGCCAACCAGAAGCUAAAUCCAAAGAAAUAUGAAGGUGGCCGUGAAUUAAGUGAUUUUAUUAGCUACCUCCGGCGAGAGGCUACAAACCCCCCUAUAAUUCAAGAAGAAAAACCCAAGAAGAAGAAGAAGGCACAGGAGGAUCUCUAAAGCAGCAGCCAAACAUUUCACUUAUAAAAGAACUUUUCCACCAGAGAUGGCAAAAACAUUCAGGAGGACUGGAACUCACAUGGGAUUUCCACCUCUCAGUGCUGAGAGGACAGAAUGGAUAUAAUCUGAAUCCUGUUAAAUUUUCUCUAAACUGUUUCUUAGCUGCACUGUUUAUGGAAACAUCAGGACCUGUUUGUGGUUUGGGGAAGAAAUUUGUGUUGGGGGGGAUUGUUGUGGGGUU